Messenger RNA from Owenia fusiformis, 4040 nucleotides. The record is from the annotation of a GenBank genome assembly. Lineage: Eukaryota; Metazoa; Annelida; Polychaeta; Sabellida; Oweniidae.
AAGAAAUUAAAAACAUUUGAAGUUGUAAAAUUUAUCGCAUAAAAACAUGAAUAACAUCAUAAAUAAGUGGAAUUGAAGAGUUGAUCGACAAGAAGAUACAGAUAUAUGUAAACGAUAAAUUAAAAGACAUAACAAGAGAAACAUUAAGCAAAUCAGUGUCCAUGUCAAGGGCUUUUGGAGAAAUGCUUGCUGUAAGGCCAAUGUGACGCACUAAACAAAUCUAAAAGGAGAAUAAAGAAUGGAUCAACCAUAAAUUCACAAUGGAAUCGAAAAGAACAUUUGACAAAGAGACUGCUACUGUGCUAGUAAAGCAAAAGCUCAAAAGUCCAGAAAAAGUAAAACGAAUCGACACCAAAAGUCAUCAAACGAAAGAAAAUAAACAAAAUCUAAAAUAUUCUUGUAAGUUAUGUAGCAGGAGUUUUAGUCAGAAUUCGUUACUUCUAAAGCAUGAACUUAUUCACAAUGGAAAACCAUUGUGUGUAACAUCAAAGGACAAUGUGAAAACAGUGACUACCAUUUGUAAGUUCUGUAAUGAACAGUUUGAUAACAAUGAUACUUAUCAAAUGCAUGUGCGCUUGCAUUUAAAAAAGAUGAACAUGAUCAAAAAAUCGGUGAUGUCUAAAAAGCAACACAAGAACACAAAAACUCAAACUUUGAAAAUAAGCCGAGGAAGUUCUCCUUUAAAUCGUACAAAUAGUAUAAAAUCCCCAAAAUCUAUCAAUCAAAUUGGAAAUCCAAGUCAAGUAGAAGCUGAGAGAAAAAACAAGAAUGUUAAAGUAGAAAAAACUCCCAGCUCUAAAGGACAUAAAUGUCAUAUCUGUAAUAGGGUCUUCAGAGAUAUGAUAUCUUGUAACAAACACACAAGGCUGCAUCUGCGUGUGAUGCCAUAUAAAUGCAACAAAUGUGGCGUUUAUUGUCGUAUGUGGGGACAGUUUAAGAAUCAUGUGAGUACAGCUCACCCGGAAUGUACAUUCAGUGAAGCCCUUGAUUUGAACCAUCAGGUUAAAUCUAUGGCCAUGGAGACAGAACCUGAUCAAGAACAAUAUGACAGUGAUCCCAAUGACAGUGUCUUAAUUGAUGCAAAUAAUGAUCUGAAAAAUGGAGAUGCUCUUAAGAACAGCAAUGUUUCCAACAUUGAUGCUUACCAUAUUGAAGAAAACACCAAAACAAUGCCUGAUGAACUUGAUGCAAGUACUGUUAGCCAACCAGGGCUUGACUCCUCUACUGAUGAAAUCUCUGAAAUUAGUACUAAACAGAGUGAACUAUUUGAAGCAGAAACUACCAAGGCUCAAUCUGCCAUCAUGACAGACACAGAUAUACUCAAUAUAACUGAUGAAAUACUCAAUAAUUCUGGAGAAAUGUUGAACAUAUCUGAUGAUUUACUGAAAGAAUUUGAGAAUCAUAGUGGCCAAACUUCAAGAGUACAAAAUAGAACGAAAAUUGAAAAUAUGCAGGAUGAUGCUAUGACCCCACCGCCACCUGUAGUGUCAGUGUUUGAACUCCAUGAGUGCAAAUCCACUCCACCCUUACAUUUGCCAAGUCCUAAUUUGGAACUCCAAAAAACUGAAACUAUCCCUUCAACUUUAUUCAUAAACAGUUUGGAAGACAAAAAAUCAAACCAAACCCCUCCACCUAUUUCCUUUCAUGAUUUACAUGACAAUGAAGCUGCUUACCUUAAAGAGGGCAACACCAACAACAAAGGAGAUGAUAACCAUGGUGAUGAGGCUGAUUGCAUUUUAGAUAAUGACUGUAUUACGGACAAUACAAGUAGUGUUACUCUCCCUAGUUACCAAGUUUCUGAAACAUCAGAUACAACAUAUCAGGGAGACCCAAUACUACAGGGUACUCCAAAAUAUUACAUCACAUGUGAUAAGGAAAGUGAAGUUGAUUAUCCAAAAUUACAGAAAAAUGAAAAUGUCGGUGUAAUUGAUGAGGAUGAUGUAGACUUUUACAAUGGCAGGCAUAUACUUAAAGAUGAUAAUGGUUUUGGAAUCAAGAUUGGCACUAGGAAUUACACAUCGGAGGACCACACUGUUAGUGACCAAAAGAUGAAAAAUUUUACAAGUCAUUUUGGUGAACCAAAUGUUGAAGAUACAAUUGACACAAACCAUGAAGAAAGCAUUGAGGUUGAUGAUGUAGGCUCAGAAGGUGCUGAUGAUGUCAAUAGUGAGAUUGACUUUGAUGACACACUGGUAUUACUCGAGUCUUCAUCUGGCAAAGUAAAUGAAACUGUUCAUCCACUAGACCAUAAAAGAAGUGGAAGCUAUGUGGAAAGGGCAAAACAUGAAGAACUUAGUGGAAGAGAUAGUAAUAUAGUUGUUGUACGUGUGCGCAAAGAAACACCAAACUCUAGUAUUAUAUCUCCUAUUAUCCCACACCCACCUAAAACCUCUAUAUUGUCUGAUACCCCUGCUGUACCACUUUCAUUUAUAAAACACUCCACCCCUAAAUUUAGCAUUGAUGGCUCUGACAAAACCCUGGAACCCACUUCAAGAAAUGCCCAAAAAUAUAUUACCCCAAAACAUAUAUCUCCAAAGCCAAGACAAAAGCCUAGUUGCAGUUAUAUGGCACCAAAUAGUACACCAACAGCAGAUUUAACAGACGGCAGCACUGGGUCCAUGAUGACGCACACUCCAGGGGGACCAAUGGAAAUUAUCUUCAGCUUCGAUACGACUGGCUCGAUGUCUUCUUGCCUCACAGAAGUGCGCAAACAGGUAAACCAUAUCAUUCAACGACUCUUCAUGGAUAUUCCAUCACUCAAAGUUGGAGUCAUCGCACAUGGUGACUAUUGCGAUGCUACAACGUACUAUGUGACAAAGCAGAUUGAUUUCACCAAUGACAUCGCAGCACUCUGUGACUUCGUUAAAAAUACUGGCGGGUCUGGAGGCGGAGAUUAUGCAGAAUGCUAUGAAUUGGUUCUUCAGAAGGUGAGGACAUCAUUUGAUUGGACGCCUGGCUCCCAGAAGUCCCUAGUAAUGAUCGGAGACGCCAUUCCUCAUGAGCCAAACUAUCCCGCCAAUAAAGGGAAGAUUAAUUGGAGGACAGAAACCAAAAAGCUUUAUGAAGAAUUGGGUGUGAAGAUAUAUGGAGUACAGUGCCAAGAUCAUGCAGACUCUACAAAGUUCUUCAAGCAAAUAUCAUCACAGACUGGAGGGAAACAUUUGAAACUAGCAGAGUUCCAAACUAUAAUUGACAUGAUGAUGGCCAUUUGUUACAGGGAACAUGGAGUUGAAUAUUUUGAGGCCUAUGAGAAAGAAGUCCGCAAGCGUGAAGGAAAAGGAAUGCGUGGCGAGUUGACAAACAUGUUUGACGCUCUCCGUGAUCCAGAUUCCCAUGAUGCAUCAGAUGAUGUGUUGACCCCGAUAAUCAAGAGCAAGAAGAAAUCAACCCCCAAGAAAGCUCCGAGAAAAUUCAAGAUGAGCCCAAAAGUGACACCAAAAGCAAUCUUGAAGACUGCCACUACUCCCAAAUCAAAAGUUGUGAAAAGGUUAAAGAUGACAACAAAGAAAACGUCCCCAUCUUCUGAAAAAAUUACCAAGGUGCAUCGUCAUCCAAGGGAAAAUGUCGCAGAAAUCCACUUCUCUAGUGCAACCCUUGAUUGGUCCCCUUGGAAACCUGUGAGCAACAUCCUCGAGUUCCGCUCUAUUUACUCUGUGAAGCAAAACCUGAGCAGAUCGAGGUCAUUUCUGUACGAGUUGGCAGUGCAAACUAAACCAUACACACGAAGGUUCCCAGUUUAUAUAAAAUUGGCCAACAGGUGUCUCCACUCAACAAAUGGACCCCUUAGAAUGUACAUAAACAAUGAUGAGAUUCGCGAACAAUUGGAAAAUGUUGAUACACAAGGGUGUAAAUUGUUCGCUCGUUGGUUAGAGAUUAAACGACCGGUAACAUGUUAUGGACGCAAAUUCCCAAAUGGACAAGAUUUGAAAAAAUUCCUUGUGAAGUCAUACGAUUACGCUUGGUGCUUGAAAAGUAUGAAGAGAUCUGAAGCAAGAAAUGUAAAUCGAUGCGGAGUUCUCAUCUCAAAGGGUUCUCGAUAA